UGAUAGAGCUUUUUGUUUGGACAAAAGUCAUUUCAGAGUGAGAUGUAAACUCUUAUGGUUAACAGACCAGGAAAUGGUACACACAGGGGUCAUUUAGACUAAACCACAUUUUCAUUCUUCACCCUGUAAAAGUGAAAGUAAAAACUAACCAGACGAGUUAAGAUUUUCAUGGGAGAAAAUGGCUUCAAAGCUUGAAGAGGAGUUUUGCUGUCCUGUGUGCUGUGACAUCUUCAAGGUUCCCGUCUUUUUGCCCUGUGCUCACAGUGUGUGUAAAGCCUGUCUGCAGCAGUUCUGGGAGAAUAAAGGACACCGAGAAUGUCCCUACUGCAGGAGGAAGUGCUCUAAAGAACACUAUCCUCCUAACAUGGCGUUAAGGAACCUGUGUGAGGCUUACUUACAGGAGAGAAGUCAGAGAGCUUCAGCAGGGUCUGAGGUGCUCUGCAGUCUGCACAGUGAGAAACUCAAGCUCUUCUGUCUGGAGGAUCAACAGCCUGUGUGUGUGGUGUGUCAGGCUUCAAAGAAACACACCAACCACAAGUUCCAACCUGUAGAUGAGGCAAUAGCUGACCUUAAGGAGCUGCUGAGGAUUAAACUAGAAUCCUUACAGAAGAGGCUGAAGGUCUUUGAAGAAGCAAAACUCUCCUGUGAUGAAACAGCGAAACAUGUGAAGACUCAGGCCCAGCACACAGAGAUGCAGAUCAAGGAGGAGUUUGAGAAGCUUCACCAGUUUCUACGAGAUGAAGAGGCAGCCAGAAUAGCUGCACUGAGGGAGGAAGAGGAGCAGAAGAGUCAGAAGGAGAAGAUUGAGAAGAUGAGCAGAGAGAUCGCAUCUCUUUCAGACACAAUCAGAGCCAUAGAAGAUGAGAUGGGAGCUGAUGAUGUCGCAUUCCUGCAGAAUUACAAGAGCACAGUGGAAAGAGCCCAGUGCACACUGCAGGAUCCAGAGAGGGUUUCGGGAGCUCUGAUCAAUGUGGCAAAGCACCUGGACAACCUGAAGGUCAAAGUCUGGAAGAAAAUGAUUGCUCCUGUGACUCUGGAUCCCAACACUACACACCCAAAUCUCAUCCUGUCUGAGGAUCUGACCAGUGUGAGAUAUGUUAAAAAUAACCCACAGAGGUUUGAUAAGUAUGCCUGUGUCCUGGGCUCUGAGGGCUUUAAUUAUGGCACUCACUGCUGGGAUGUCGAGGUUGGAGAGAACACAAUGUGUGCAGCAGAAACUCCAGAGGAUCAGAGUGCAGCUGGACUGGGACAGAGGAAAGGUGUCAUUCUCUGA
Molecule: messenger RNA, 1273 nt
Organism: Alosa alosa (allis shad)
Lineage: Eukaryota; Metazoa; Chordata; Actinopteri; Clupeiformes; Clupeidae
Product: E3 ubiquitin-protein ligase TRIM35-like
Exons: 7
Coding region: 179-1273 (364 amino acids)
Biological process (GO): protein ubiquitination
Molecular function (GO): ubiquitin-protein transferase activity; zinc ion binding
Source: RefSeq, a predicted model, not a curated record